AUCUGAUUUCUACUGUUCUACAACAUCAUUUUUUGAAGAGCGGAUGGAACAUCAUCGACUAGGGAUCACCGACCAAAACGCAACCAUCCAAGGUAUGUAUCGCAAUGCGCCAGCACGCAGCACAUGCGCUGCCGUCAAUUCAUGCAUUCACAGGAAUCCUACCGAUUCCGCGCCGUGACAAGAAGAGCUUCCCAACGCGUCUGUCACGGCCGCGCACGGUCACGGGCUCUCGUGUAUUCAUUCGUCCUAUCAGGCGCCAUCACAAUUCACGAUCUCCUCGAGCUCGUGAGACACAUUCAGGCAAAUGGCGGUAGCCUGUAGUUGUAGCUGCUGCUUGCAGGUGCUGCUGCUCUGGGCGGCGCUGUGGGCGGUCGCUUUAGCGGCCGUGGCCGUGCCGGCAAAGCUCAAGGCCGCACCGGCGCCCGUGGUGGCCGGGCCGGUGUCCAGGGUGGAGGACGCUAGGAUGUUCCAGAUAUACUACGGCCAGAGCUUCAAGGUCAUCAAGAACUUCGGCGACGGCAAGAGCUACCUUCUCAUGCAGAACACGUCCAAGAUGGCAUCCAAGACGAAGUACUGCACGGGGAGGAUCAAGUCAUUCGUCAUCCCCCUCGCCAACUUCUCUGUCGACACCACGGCUUCUCCAGUGUCAUUCUUUGAGCUACUUGGAGUGCUAGAAAGCUUGAAGGGAAUAACAUCAAACCAAGUUGCUUCUCAGUGUGUCCUCCAAUCGUACACCAGUGGAAAUACCCAACUUGUUAAUAGGACUGAUGCACAGACACUCUCGCAGUUUAGUGCACAAUUCAUAAGCAAUAUAGAUGACGAUAAAGGUUGCAAUUUUGCAGCAUAUGUACCCUUGGAAGAGGAUACACCAUUGCAGAGGGCUGAGUGGAUCAAGUACUUGGGAACUUUCGCAAAUUCUGAAGACAGGGCAAAUGCUGUCUAUGAUGCAAUAAAGAGAAACUACUUGUGCUUAAGCAAAGCAGCAGCAAACCUUAGCACGAGAUUCAAGCCUAUAGUAGCGUGGAUUGUAUACACACAGGGAAUGUGGACAUUCGUCAAAGAAAGUUAUGCCUUACAGUACGUCACAGAUGCAGGAGCAGAAAUUGUCGAUGCAACUAUUACAAAUAAGAGAUUUAAUAGUUCGGAUUCAGAGGAUAUGGACAACUUUCAUGCUAUUCUUUGUACAGUGGACGUGGUAAUAGAUCAGACAUAUGCUUUGGAGCCUGCAGAGUACAAACUAUCCACGUUUUUGGAGAAUAUUAAUGUUAGCCAAGACUCCUGUUUUAGUUUUGUAUCAAACCGCAGCAUAUGGAGGUUUGACAAAAGGAUAGGAGUUUCUGGGACACUUGAUUGGUAUGAUGGAGCUAUCUCCCAGCCUCAGUUGGUUCUUGGAGAUCUAAUAGAAGUUUUCUUCCCAACGGGGAACUACACAACAAUUUACUUCAGGAACCUUGCAAAGGAAGAAGGGGUCACUGAGAUUGGCCCUGAAAUGUGCACCAGGAGCAUGUCCGCACCCAUGGAGCCUAUAACCCUGCCCUGCCAAUGAUGAGCCCAGAUGAACACAAAGACUUUUCAAGCUUUAAGUUACUAGUUGAUAGAAUCACUUUUCAAGCUCUAAGUUACUAGUUUUCAAGCUUUAAGUUACUCGCAUACAGUGGCAACUAGUUGAUAGAAUCACUUUAAGUUACUGACAAACUGAUCUGAACAGAAGGUUUGCAACACGGAUUAGAUUACACAGUUGAGAAAGAUA
Molecule: messenger RNA, 1750 nt
Organism: Panicum hallii
Lineage: Eukaryota; Viridiplantae; Streptophyta; Magnoliopsida; Poales; Poaceae
Exons: 11
Coding region: 305-1546 (413 amino acids)
Source: RefSeq, a predicted model, not a curated record